Messenger RNA from Pleurotus ostreatus (oyster mushroom), 480 nucleotides. RefSeq lists its product as uncharacterized. The coding region runs from base 1 to 480 and encodes 159 amino acids. The transcript is spliced from 3 exons. Lineage: Eukaryota; Fungi; Basidiomycota; Agaricomycetes; Agaricales; Pleurotaceae. The record is from RefSeq and is a predicted model, not a curated record.
AUGCGCCUCUUGCACAAGCUCGCAUUUCUUGUAGCCGUCGUCGCCGUGGCGGUCAACGGCAACCCAGUCACUCAGCCCGAGGCAUCUGUGGCCGACGAGACUGGCCACAUAGUCCCCAAGAUCAUAAGCAUCAAGGAGCUGAGGAAUUGGAUUCGCACGACCAAGGGCGAGUUCAAGUUCAUUGGGGAGAAGUUCGAUCUCGAAGACAACCCCCUCGCAAGUCGCGACACCGAGUUCACAACAGUCACAUUCUGCAGCAAUCGUGACGGAGGGGACUGCAACCCUCCUUGCACCACUUUCUCGGGCUCCAACGCCUGCUUAAGCACACCGAACACCAACUGUCUUGUGGCGACAACGGAUGUCCUGUUUUGUGGCAGCCCUGGGUGCGGCGGAAUUUGCAACUCGUUCAACUCCUGUGGGACGAGACUCAACAACAACUUCUGCUUCACUCCGAGUACGCAGUCGAUUCGUGUGCCUUGA